This is a messenger RNA of Ochlerotatus camptorhynchus, 1213 nucleotides long. Its product is annotated as prostatic acid phosphatase-like. Gene Ontology annotation, biological process: dephosphorylation. Lineage: Eukaryota; Metazoa; Arthropoda; Insecta; Diptera; Culicidae. The record is from RefSeq and is a predicted model, not a curated record. Bases 87 to 1199 code for a protein of 370 amino acids. The transcript is spliced from 3 exons. Gene Ontology annotation, molecular function: phosphatase activity.
AUCAUUAUGUAAUCAGAGCCAGUCAUCACGAAGGAGCCUAUCAACUUUCUAAUCCACGCGAAACGGCUUAUUCAUUUGAGUGGAAAAUGUUCAAGGUGCUAGGUGGUCUCCUGCUGUUAGGAUGUUUGUGCUGUGAAGCGUCUGUUCGUUUUGGAAGUUCUAGAUCUCUUCAGAAAGUGAUUAUUUUCUUCCGCCAUGGAGAUCGUAGUCCGAUAAAUACGUAUAAAACAGAUCCCAAUGUGGAUUAUCCGUGGAUCGGCGGAUACUUGGCGCUGCAACCGAAAGGAAUUGAACGCAUGUACAAACUGGGCCACACCCUUCGCAAUCGCUACGGAUGGCUGAUCCCCAAGCAUGGAAUGUACACCUGGGAUACAACCACGGUACUCAGUAGUGCUUCCGAACGUUGCAUCCUAUCGGCGCAAAGUUUACUGGCGUCAUUCUACGAACCUCCUGCGGGUGCCAUAAACAUGACAAUUGCGUGGCAACCGGUUCCGGUUACUGUUCUGGAUCGCUCGCAGGAUACUAUUCUUGGCCAGCGAAGAGUGUGUCCCAAAUUGGAUGCUGUUAGGGAGAAACUUUUGCUUGAUCCUCCUCCGGAGUCCAGGCUGUGGCUCAAGGAUGGUUUCGAACUGAAGGACUUUGUAUCGCAACGAACCGGAUCAGAAAUUGACUCGAUGCGUGAUUUAUUCGAAAUAUGCGAUAACCUUGAAGUUGUGGAGUACUUUGGGCUGACCCUGCCGGAUUGGGCAGUCGAAGUAUUUCCAAACAGGACUAAUGAGUUUGCUCGUGGUUACCAACUGACUUUUAGCGCAACUGACGAUCUUAAGCGCAUCCGUGGAGGUGCAAUACUGAACGAGUUGUUGGGAAAAAUGAAAUCCAAGCACAAUCAACGACUCCUCUUCUACUCAACCCAUGACGUAGCCAUGACCAAUUUAUUCAACACGAUGGGAAUCCAGUCACUACUGGAGGAAAGACCAGCUUUUGGCGCGGCGGUCAUCUUUGAACUAUACAACUCUUUGGGUAGCGACAUGGAAGUACGAAUGCUGCACUAUCGGAACCCUGACACAAGCUCUCCCACCCCUAUAGACAUCCCAAACUGUGGGAAACCCUGCUCACUAACAAUGUUCGAACUAUCAAUCAAGGAUAUGUUGCUGGACGAUUACGAUCGUGCCUGUAGUUUAGACAUUUCAGACGAAUAAAUGUAACUCUAUUU